This is a messenger RNA of Symsagittifera roscoffensis, 1890 nucleotides long. RefSeq lists its product as uncharacterized. Gene Ontology annotation, cellular component: cytosol; cytoplasm; plasma membrane. The record is from RefSeq and is a predicted model, not a curated record. Lineage: Eukaryota; Metazoa; Xenacoelomorpha; Acoela; Convolutidae. Gene Ontology annotation, molecular function: ATP-dependent protein folding chaperone; ATP binding.
UGCACCAUUGCUUACCGUGGCAGUAUUACUCAAAAAUCUACAUACAGGUAAAAGCAACUAGCAACAGAAAAUUUAACCAUUAGCCAUUGUAAAACUGCUGUGAGCAAAUUUUCAAAGCUUCAAUAACUGAUAAUCGUAUCAAAUCUGCAUCAUUCAUUUGUCUUUAAGCCCUUAAACCAAUUUUUUCGCAGCUUAAACUUUCGCAGAAUUUUUCGAAAUGGAAGUUUCACAGCUUAAUUUCUCGAAACUUAUCAUCGCGGCAAAUUUCUGAAAAUAAGUUCUACUUCGACAUAUUUUCUGAACUUCUUAUUUCUGGAAAAUACUUAUUGUCUAGAAAAAAAUUAAUGAUAUUUCUGAGAAAAAAAUUUACCGACGAUCUGGUUCCGAAUCUGAUUCAAUCAAAAAUCACUUUGAUUCCAACAUUUCGUUUUUAAAAGGAGUUAGUUUGUAGUGGAUUUAUCUAGUUCUGGUAUUAUUUGAGAGUGGAUUGAGCAAAAAGUGUUAAGAACCGCAAAUUGAUAAGCUUGCAAUUCUUUGGUUCGAAAAACAUUUAAGAAAAACUAAUCACAGCGCUUUCACAGCAGCAAAGUUUGGCAGAGAAUAAAAUUGUUGUCUGAAAAAAAUUUAUUGUGAUUUCUGGAAAACACUUAUAGUCUGCAAACAACUUUUUACCUGGAAGAGGAUUCAUGGGUCCAUACAUAGGGAUUGACUUGGGCACUAGUGCCUGUUGCAUAGCCCACUAUUCGGACGGAGUGGCGGAGGUCAUCUGCGAUGAAGACAACGACCACUGCCCCACUGUACCCUCCUACGUGGCAUUCGUGGACAACAGACAGUUGGUGGGGGAGCAAGCACGAGCACAGGCAAAUGAGAACGUGGGGAAUACAAUAUUUGACGCAAAGCGCUUCAUUGGUCGGAAAUUCGAAGACCCCGACAUUGAGAAAAUAAAAGAAUCAUGCACGUUUGAAGUGGUUGAGAGGAAAAACAACCCUAAAUUCAGGGUAAUCUGCUUCAAAGAAGAGAAACUGUUAAGCCCUGAACAGAUUUCGGCCAUGAUUCUGAAUAAACUGAAACGGUUGGCCGAAAGAAAACUGCAACAAAGCGUAAACGAAGUAGUUAUUACAGUUCCGGCUUAUUUCAACGGCGAACAGCGCGAAGCUACUCUCUCAGCAGCUCAAUUGGCCGAACUGAGAGUUCUUCGACUGAUCCAUGAGCCGACAGCUGCCAUUUUGGCGUAUGGCCUGGACCAAAAAUUUGAACUCGAGGACAAAAAAAUUCUUGUUUACGAUUUAGGCGCUGGAACAUUCGAUUUAACAAUCGUUCGGUGUAAAAACGAGGUUUUCCAAGUUGUGUAUUCAAAUGGAGAUUCUGCACUAGGUGGUCGGGAUUUCGACACAAACUUGGCCAAAUAUCUGGAGCCAGAAGUCAAGAAAAACUGUGGAAGUGGUUUAGGAGAAUCCAGAGAAGCCAGGCAUAAACUCAUAGAAGCUUGCAAACUUGCAAAACACAGCUUAUCAGGAGGAAUCAGCACUGAAAUCGAUGUGAAAAAGUUGAUAAAUGGAAAUGAUUUCAAAGUAACACUGACUAGGGCUCGAUUUGAAGCGCUGAACGAAAAUUUGUUCAACAAGACGAUACAGUACGUGGACGACGCUUUAAGUGAAGCUAAGCUAUCUGUUGAUGAAAUAAGUUUCGUUCUGCUAGUUGGGGGAUCCACUAAAAUUCCCAAGAUCCGGGAGCUCCUCAUGAACAAAUUUCCAGAUGUUUCCCGUUUGAUGUACACAGGCGAUCCGGACCAGAUAGUGGCGCGUGGUGCAGCAAUCCAGGCAGCCAUGAUUAAAAAGUCAGCCGAGUUGAUGUCAGUGACCCUCGCAGAUGUAUGUCCUUUGUCGCUAG